This is a messenger RNA of Leptosia nina, 1446 nucleotides long. The record is from the annotation of a GenBank genome assembly. NCBI's taxonomy places the organism in Eukaryota, Metazoa, Arthropoda, Insecta, Lepidoptera, Pieridae.
AUGCCGCUCCAGAUACGAAGGGAAGGCGUCGUCUCCUUCUUGAGGGAGAACCUUCUGACUCUGCUAACGGUCAUCGGGGUAGUAUCAGGUACUCUUCUUGGAUGGGGCUUGAGAGCCACUGGGUAUGAGUGGACGCGGCGAGAGGUCAUGUACUUCCAGUACCCUGGGGAGCUCUUUCUCAGGAUGCUGAAGUGUUUGAUCGUUCCACUACUGGUUUCGUCUAUUGUUUCUGCCAUUGGGUCGUUAGAUCUCAGCUUGUCUGGCAAGGUUGGUUUACGUGCUAUAAUUUACUAUAUGACGACAACUGUGUGCGCUGUUAUGCUGGGAAUCGCUCUGGUGACCACGAUCAAACCUGGAAAAGACCCGGAAUCCUACAGCCAACCCACUGCGACCAAACUUAUCAAAAAGGACACUCUCACAUCCGACACUUUACUUGACUUAAUACGAAACGUGUUCCCGGAAAAUAUAGUGCAAGCAACGAUCGCUUCCUACCGAACGAGGCUCGUUUAUGACGUAAAUGAUACAAAAUCUAUUAGAGGGCAUUUGGAGACAUAUAAAAUUGACGGCGAUUACCAGAAGGGGAGCAAUGUUUUGGGCUUGGUUUGCUUUAGCAUCGUUUUGGGAAUUACACUCGGAAAGAUGGGCGAACAAAGUCGACCGCUACAAAACUUUUUCCACGCUCUAUCCGAAGCUAUGAUGAUUAUCACUGGCUGGGUGAUUUGGUUAUCGCCACUUGGUGUAUUCUUUCUUGUCACUGCUAAGAUUAUGGAGAUAGACUCGUUUUCCGAACUAGUUGGUAGACUGGGUCUGUACUUCAUGACUGUUCUGCUUGGUCUUUUCCUUCACGGCUUUGGGACUUUGAGCAUUCUUUUUGUCCUUGCUACGAAGAAGCUCCCGUGCCGAUACAUAGCUAAGAUGGGGCAAGUCAUGGCCACUGCGUUUGGUACUGCAUCGAGUUCUGCAACGAUGCCAAUAACAAUAGGCUGUUGUGACGAAAUGGGUCUGGACCCCCGCAUCACCCGCUUCGUCAUUCCAAUUGGUGCUACCAUCAACAUGGACGGAACAGCUCUAUAUGAAGCUGUUGCUGCUAUAUUCAUCGCUCAGCUCCGCAAGGUGGAAAUGUCGUUUGGGAAAAUUGUUGCCGUAAGUGUAACAGCCACAGCUGCUAGUAUAGGAGCAGCUGGUAUUCCCCAAGCCGGGUUGGUUACAAUGGUAAUGGUACUAGACACAGUCAACCUACCUGCUGAGGAUGUCUCAAUUAUUCUUGCCGUGGACUGGCUUCUUGAUCGAUUCAGAACAACAAUCAACGUGGUAUGCGACGCGUUAGGCGCUAUUAUUGUGACGUCACUCUCCCAAGCGGAUAUCGAAAAGUGUCGGGCCACUCAAAACAAUGACAGAGAAGGCCCAGCGCAUGAACUCAGCGAUCUAGAGAAAGGUGAACAUUGA